Molecule: messenger RNA, 408 nt
Organism: Naegleria gruberi
Lineage: Eukaryota; Heterolobosea; Eutetramitea; Acrasida; Naegleriidae
Exons: 1
Coding region: 1-408 (135 amino acids)
Source: RefSeq, a predicted model, not a curated record
AUGAACUGGUUAAAGAUGCCAUCUGAUACGAUUAAUCCAUUUGAUAUGAACAAUUUAUGUAAUGAAUCGAAUAGAAUGGAUUUGAAAACAAUUUUAAGAGGUUACGGCUCUCUAUUUGAAUUAUUACCAGAAAAUCUUCGAAAUGACAGAGAUAUUGUUAAAUCUGCUUUGGUUUCUUCUGGUUUAGCCUUUAAUUUUGUGAGCAAAGAGAUUGCAGAGGACCGUGAGAUGGUAGAAUGGUAUUUCGAAAAUGGAAACACUGAUUUUAGAUAUAUUUCUGAUAAAUUUAGAAAGGACAAGGGAAUGAUAAUGAAAUAUUCCACUAAGUGGUCAGAUGCUGAUAUAUCCCUUUUACAAGACAAGGAAGUGGCAAUGCAUUACUGUAGAAAGAAUCAAAUUCCAAAUUAA